Schistocerca gregaria is the source of this 2609-nucleotide messenger RNA. RefSeq names its product autophagy-related protein 16-1-like. The record is from RefSeq and is a predicted model, not a curated record. The transcript is spliced from 8 exons. Bases 180 to 1157 code for a protein of 325 amino acids. Gene Ontology annotation, cellular component: autophagosome membrane. Lineage: Eukaryota; Metazoa; Arthropoda; Insecta; Orthoptera; Acrididae. Gene Ontology annotation, molecular function: protein binding. Gene Ontology annotation, biological process: autophagosome assembly.
GCCAAAGACUAUCGUUGUGCAGUGCGGCGCGCUAAGUAAGAAGGCUGUGGUGAUAGAUGUUUUUUAAAAGUUGAUGGCAGUAGUGAAAUUUGACAACAUAUUUCAACAUUAUGACAGUUCAUCCCAAUGUUUCGAGAAACUGUUUUUUCAGCUGACCAAUAGACACAAAACAAAAUUAAAUGGCAACACCUAACCUGUUCGGAGAAACUUCAGAUUGGAGAAAAAGUAUCCUGUCACAACUGCAAAACAGAAACAGACAAGAAUGUCAACCCUUUAAUGACCUCAUAGCCCUCCAUAAUCGCCUUUUUGAAAGUGCGGCAGCAUUACGAACUGAAAAUCGUGAAUUAUUCGUUGAAAAUGAGACCUUGCGGCGACAAUCUCUCGAAAGACUGCCGAGAAAUAGUUUGUCUGAUGGAAAACCCAAUGACAGAGUGCAGGCCCUGGAACAAAAGCUGCUCAUGCAGCAAGAGGAACUUACAGAACUACACCGUCGAAAGGGGGAAAACGCGCAACAGAUAAUAGAUCUAAACAAGAAACUCCAGGAGAAGGAGAAACAGCUCAAUGCCUUAGAAAUCAGCUUAAAAGACAGCUUAACUGUAAGUAGCACACUGCGUUUAGAUACACAGUUAUAUCAAAACAAAAUAAAGGAGUUGGAAAAUUUGCUGCAAUUAUUGCGAGAUGAACAUCAAGCUUUGCAGCUUACUUGUGCAUCCCUGGAAGAGAAGCUCCGAAAGACGCAGGAGGAGAACAAUACCCUUGUUGAAAGACUUAUUAGGUAUAAAUCAAAAGACGCAGAGAAAAUGAAUGAAGAAAAUGAGAAUUUUGUCAGUGCACGUGCCAUUAGCCCAACUGCCUUUCUGAUACAAUCUCUCAAAUUCUUUGGGAAAAGACAAGCUAAACUGCAGAAAGAAUUAGAGGAAGCAGCAAAAGACACAAGGCCAACUUCCCCUGAUAAACUUGGAGAGGGAGCUGCAACAGUUUUAGAAAAUACCUUGCCAACAAAACUAUCUACUAAAAUAGAUUCUCAUGAAGGAGAGGUCCAUGCAGUAAAAUGGAGUCCUGUUGACAGAAUUGUUGCAACCGGUGGAGCAGACCGCAAAGUAAAGCUCUGGGAUGUAUCCAAAGGCUCAUCAACUGUUCGAGAACAGGAGUUAUAAUAUCUGUUCACUUUCAUCGCACAUAUACAUGUCUGGUCAUCUGUGGGUCUAAGUUUUUGCAUAUAAUUUUUCCUAUAGAAUGGGAAAUUAAUUUUACUAUAUGUGGGAUGUGGAGAAAGGAUUCAUGUGCCAGAAGUUUGACUGAUAUUGAAUAUCACAUUUAUUAAUAUAAAUUUUGUAUGUUCGGUUAUUGGUUAUCAGGUAAUUUGUAAGCAUAUACUCUUUUUGCAAAAAGAAAUGACAAUGCUGAGGAGAACUUUUUUUUACUACUUAUUUAUUUAUUUAUUUGUUUCUAAUUUACAAAGCUUGAGAGACUUAAAAGCUGAGCACUUUCCUCUCGGCAGAUACAUGACAUAAAAAUUAUAUCACUCACGCUAUAAUUAGGCUGCUUAGUGUAUUUAACAUGUUCAAUGUCCUCUUGUGUGUAAAUAAAGCAAAGUUAUUUUCUUAAUUGAAAUGUGGUAUUAGUUAUGUUUAUAAAAAAUACUGUUUGUUUAUGAACUUUGUUGUUGGGCUGUUUGGGUAAAUGUGUGUGAUGUUACUGUGCUUUUGCCUUUCUGUGUUUAUGUGGUAGUGGGAAUAUACUACUGGAACAUUAUGAAUCAAAUGGAAAGCAUUUCAUGACAUGUCUCUUCAAUUGGAAGUUUGGUGAUUUGUCUCAAAAUUGUCUUUGUCUUCCAUAUAUGCAGUCAGACUUCAGAAUGCAAUCACUCCAGUUGUGAAAAUAAUUAUUUUCUAUUGUUGUAAGUAUUUUUUUAAAUUUUAGUAAUACACAUACUAAUGGAGUUCCUGUGUCAACUAACUGUGUUCGUGUAUUUCAUAAAAAAACUAAAAAGUUUCAGUGACAAAGAAAACAUAUUUUUGUACCAGCUAUGAAUAUUUUUAAGAAUAAAGCUUUUAUGGCAAUUUAGAAUUGUAAUAGUAAUUUAUAUGAGUGUUUCCUGUGGCACUUUUCAACUAUGAAGUAUUGCGUAAUUAUUAUAUUGUAAAUAGAUUUCCUAGAUGUUUGUAAUGUGGUUGUCAAAAUUAAUUAUAAGUAAUAAUUUCCCACAGGUGUAAUUCCUGCAUAUAAUAUGAUUAUAUUUUGGAAUAUGCAUUAUUGAGUCAUUUUAUUUCAAACAUAUUGAAUUCAUUAUUGCUAAAAAUUGUAAUGUUCUGUACCAUCCGGAACAAAAAAUUAUGUUACUUUUAAUUUCUCCAUUACUCCAAAGUAAUUAUUUUUUAAACAAAUUUCAUACUAUUGUUAUGUAAUAGAGGUGAAAGUGAACAGAUUAUUUUAUUUGUGUGGGCCAUUUAUUGUUCUAACAACUGUUACUCGACCGGUAAUUGUGAGCCUGAAAUGUGUAGUCAUUGAAAAAAUUCUGUUCAUUUCAGUCAAGAGUUAAAAAUAUUUUUGUCAAAAUAGAAAUGGAAUUCUGGCUAAAAUGUAAAGUAAAUUCUGUCACAAACUGC